CCCAAUAUCUACCAAUUUUUCCGCAUCAAACACAGAUUUCCACCAAAAAUGGCAACAUUCACGGUGAAAAACAGUCUUAUUGCUGUCAUCCUAGCGCUCAUUCUUGCUGGAGCCACGCCUGGAAUCAUGGUGAAAGCACAGUGUGUUAACAGUUGUGAACAACCAAAUGAAUGUUGUAGUCAAUAUGGGUACUGCGGAGAAGGUCCCGAGUUCUGCGGCGCAAACUGCCGAGGGGGUCCUUGUACUAACAAUGGUGUUUCAAUAGCUGACAUCGUUACAGCCGAAUUCUUGAAUGGGAUAUUGAAUCAGGGCUCAAGUUGCGUAGGCAGAAACUUUUACUCCAGAGAAGCUUUUCUUGAUGCUCUCACGUCUUUCACUCGCUUUGCAAGGUCUGGCUUAGUUGAAGAUUCCAGGCGUGAGAUUGCUGCUUUCUUUGCCCAUGCGAGCCAUGAAACUGAACGUUUUUGCCACAUAGAAGAGACAGAUGGGGCCAAGAAGGAUUACUGCAAUGAGACAUUGACAGAGUAUCCAUGCGCUCCGGGCAAAGGUUACUAUGGGCGUGGACCAUUGCAACUAUCAUGGAACUACAAUUAUGGACCAGCUGGUUUGGAGCUUGGGUUCGAAGGUUUAGGUGCACCAGAAACGGUGGCCAAUGACCCUGUUAUCGCCUUCAAAGCUGCCCUAUGGUUUUGGACCAGAAAUGUUGCAGCAGCCAUAAGCCAAGGAUUUGGGGCGACCAUUGAAGCCAUUAAUCCAAUGGAGUGUGGUGGUAGAGAGCCUCGGAAAGUUCAGUCUCGGAUUGAUUACUUCACAGGGUAUUGUAAUCAACUUGGUGUUACUCCUGGGGGUAGUCUCAACUGUUAGUAACAAUAACAAAGUUAUUUCUUUUAAUUGUUUUACUCCAAUUUUGAUUUUUCUUUAAAAAAAGGUUUUAGAAAGAUAAUAUGGUCAUUGAAAAUGUGAGAAAUAAAUGUUUUAAGAAAAAUUAUUGUGAUUUUAAUUCCAAAAUUUUGGAAAUCAAUUAAUAAAUAUUGAGAGGAAAAUUAUUGUCCAGUAAUAA
This is a messenger RNA of Gossypium arboreum, 1060 nucleotides long. Its product is annotated as endochitinase EP3-like. NCBI's taxonomy places the organism in Eukaryota, Viridiplantae, Streptophyta, Magnoliopsida, Malvales, Malvaceae. Gene Ontology annotation, molecular function: chitin binding; chitinase activity. The record is from RefSeq and is a predicted model, not a curated record. Gene Ontology annotation, biological process: chitin catabolic process; carbohydrate metabolic process; cell wall macromolecule catabolic process. The transcript has 2 exons. The coding region runs from base 49 to 864 and encodes 271 amino acids.